Messenger RNA from Menidia menidia (Atlantic silverside), 795 nucleotides. The record is from the annotation of a GenBank genome assembly. Lineage: Eukaryota; Metazoa; Chordata; Actinopteri; Atheriniformes; Atherinopsidae.
CUGUGUGCAUCGAACCGUAACUCAUUUUGCACAAAUGCACAUAAGCCGCAGGCGAACCCGGAGCCGAUCACGGCGCCGAUCCCGCUCGAGAAGCCGACGGCGCUCCAAAAGCCCACGCAGGAGACACACCCACUCCAGAGACAGGGGCAGGCGAACCCGGAGCAGAUCCCGGUGGGUCAGCCGCUCAGAGGCCUCACGUCCAGCGUCUUCUCAGACGAGCCGUUAGACAACUUGCGAGAUGGUCUGCGUCUUUUAUUUCUUUCCAGGGAGAGGAAGAAGGAAGAAGCAGCGAGACGAAAAUCCAAAACGCCGCCCAAAAGUUACAGCACCACCAGGAGGUCACGUAGUGCAACCCGACGACACAGGAGAAGUCGCACCGCCAGCCGAUCCCCCAAGAAGUCUCCUAAAAGGAAACCCUCCCCAUCCCCCUCUCCACGCAGACACAAGAAGGAAAAGAAGCGGGAUAAAGAAAGGGAGAGAGAUCGCAGGAGCGAUAAAGAGCGCAUCCGGGAGGAGCGAGAGCGCUCCACCAGCAAGAAGAAGAAGAGUAAAGACAAAGAACGAGAGCGUGAAAGGAAGUCAGACGGAGAGAAAGGAGAUGUUAAGAUCACCAGAGAUUAUGAUGAAGAAGAACAAGGCUAUGAUAGCGAGAAGGAGAGGGGCAGAAAGGAUUCAGACGACUCUGCUUUGUCUCCUCAGUCUUUGGAAGGUAACGGCACGGCGCGGCUCGUGAAGCAGGCCAAAGUUAACGGGGCCGACGACCAUCAUGAAGAGGACAUGGAUGUCAGCGACUGA